GAAAGCAGGUAGAUGGAAAGUAGAUAGAUUUUUGUUUUUAAUCAAAUUUCCUUUCAUACAGAUCCAGCUUCUGUCAAAUAAAAUACGAUCGGAAUAACGACAUGCAAGGGACUCCUUCAAAGGUCCACGGCUAAAUACCCUCCACUUCUGACUUUCUUCUCCAAGUACUAUUUUUCAAAUCACCCACCUGCUCCCUUCUUUGAUCCAGCCAAGCUAAUCUGCCCAUGGAGUCCUUCCACUUGUGCUCAUUCCGAUUCAAUCAGUUCUCGAACCAUGGAUCCACGGCGGAUUGUUUUGCAAAUUGAAUAGGAAACAAAAUCAAGUCUCUGAUCCCCGGUUGAGAUAACCAAUCAUAUGUGAUGCCACUGUGAUAAAUGCGGUUAGAAAUCAGGAGUUUUUGGGAAUAUUUUGGUUUAUAGCCUCGGAGCAAUCUACAGAAUGGGGAUGAGAAAGGCGUCGCCAUUUUUUGUCGUUCUAUUGGGAUUUGGGUUCUUCAUUGCGACCUACAAUCUCGUGGCUCUGGUAAUGCAUAACCAAAAUUGGAAUUCUCCACUGCAAUUGGUGGAUCGUUCAAACCUUGCUCUUCGAUCUGAUCCUGUUGUUAGGAUGCCAAAUGAAUUGAAGAGGUCGGGAGGUCCAAAGAGGCUGUUUCAUGUGGCUCUCACUGCGACCGAUGCGCCUUAUAGUAAGUGGCAGUGCAGAAUAAUGUACUAUUGGUACAAAAGGAUGAAGGAUGUAGAAGGAUCAGAAAUGGGAGGAUUCACGCGGGUUCUGCAUUCAGGGACUCCGGAUAAUUUGAUGGAUGAGAUCCCUACCUUUGUCGUCGAUCCUCUACCUGCUGGUAUGGAUAGGGGUUACAUCGUACUGAAUCGACCAUGGGCAUUUGUUCAGUGGCUGGAAAAAGCAAAGAUUGAGGAAGAUUACAUAUUAAUGGGAGAACCAGAUCAUGUAUUUGCAAAUCCUUUGCCAAAUUUGUCUCGUGGAGAUUACCCAGCAGCAUUCCCAUUCUUCUAUAUUAAACCAUCUGACAACGAGAAAAUCAUAAGGAAGUUUUAUCCUGAAGAGAAAGGUCCUGUGACAAAUGUUGAUCCUAUUGGCAAUUCCCCCGUCAUAAUAAAGAAGUCUCAGCUUGAAAAAAUUGCUCCAACGUGGAUGAAUGUCUCCUUAAAGAUGAAAGAAGAUCCGGAGACUGAUAAAACUUUUGGAUGGGUGCUUGAAAUGUAUGCUUAUGCUGUUGCAAGCGCAUUGCAUGGUGUGCAACAUAUUCUUCGUAAGGAUUUUAUGAUACAGCCGCCUUGGGACUUGAAGGUUGGGAAAGCAUUCAUUAUCCAUUACACUUAUGGUUGUGACUACUCUUUAAAGGGUGAACUGACUUAUGGAAAGAUUGGGGAAUGGCGCUUUGAUAAGAGAUCACACCUUCAAGGACCAAUACCAAGGAACCUUUCUUUACCCCCACCAGGAGUUCCUGAAAGUGUGGUUAGGCUUGUGAAAAUGGUGAAUGAGGCUACCUCUAACAUUCCUAAUUGGGAUGAAGGAAGGUAGAGAGAUCAGUUAGUAAAGGUGAACUACUUCCUAGCUUCCUUUCCAGAGAACAGAAACGAAUCAGGAGACAGAAAUUAACACCAGAGGCUGUUCAGACAAAAUCUCCCUUCAGUAAGGUCUUUCUUGGAUUCCUCAAUUUGAUAUUUAUGUUGGAGCAAUUGAAAAGUUAUUCUUUUAGCCAAGUUUCUGUAGUUGAAAUGCCUUGUUACAUUAUUUUAACUUAUGGCUUUUGAAAGAUGUGUGGUUUUGAAACUUAAUUUGAUUUGGUUGCCCGGGUGCCACAAUGCAUAAUCUUCCAUUAUUUUGGUAGAAAUGUAUGAAAAGCUUGCACUGAAGGUCUUAGAAGCAUCCAGUUCUGUAAUAAUAGGCUGUGAGGUUGGGUUUGCCGCCAACAUGUAAUUUUAAGAAGAAAACUGUUUCUUGCUCAUUUAAAAGAAGGCUACUUUUUAUCA
This is a messenger RNA of Phalaenopsis equestris, 1994 nucleotides long. RefSeq names its product hydroxyproline O-arabinosyltransferase 3-like. Gene Ontology annotation, molecular function: glycosyltransferase activity. The record is from RefSeq and is a predicted model, not a curated record. Bases 439 to 1542 code for a protein of 367 amino acids. NCBI's taxonomy places the organism in Eukaryota, Viridiplantae, Streptophyta, Magnoliopsida, Asparagales, Orchidaceae. The transcript has 9 exons.